This is a messenger RNA of Dicentrarchus labrax (European seabass), 3568 nucleotides long. RefSeq lists its product as uncharacterized. NCBI's taxonomy places the organism in Eukaryota, Metazoa, Chordata, Actinopteri, Moronidae. Gene Ontology annotation, cellular component: nucleus. Gene Ontology annotation, molecular function: RNA binding; metal ion binding. The record is from RefSeq and is a predicted model, not a curated record. The coding region runs from base 144 to 3281 and encodes 1045 amino acids. Gene Ontology annotation, biological process: negative regulation of DNA-templated transcription. The transcript is spliced from 11 exons.
GCGGAAGAAGAGGUAAACGACGGAGUGACGUUAGGAAGUUCCAGCACUAGAAGCAUGGACGUAUCCAUAACAACAACUCAACUCAUCCUCGGCUACGAGUCUUUCCACAACGAGUAAGAAUAACUAACGACCAGUGAACUGAAAUGGCUUUCGCGAAUCUGUUUACGAGACUGUCUGCUGUCGAAGAAGGUGUGAAGAGCCCUGGUCAACAAGCCUUUACACACAGGAACGAGACUGAGCGUGGUGAAAGAGGCUGUGCAAGAAAGAGGAGGACCAAGGGGGGGCAGACUGGCCCUCAUAAUAAGAAGCAAUGUCACAAAGUCCAGACAACCAGGACUUAUGCCUCACCGGUUGACUCCAACCACCAUAGGCAUAACACUUCUAGUGAACAUGCAAGUGUUGGCUUCAACAGAGACGGUGGCAGCAGUGUUCACGCUGGCUACAAUAACAGGUUUCAGCAUCAACUGACGAACAGAGGGAGACCUGCCUAUAGAGGUGGAAGCCAUCCGAGUAGACGCACUUCGAGAGACAGAGGAGGGAACAGGAGACAUGGAGAUGAUAAUCGGGACUUCCGAGUGGAACGUCCAAGGUUCAUGACACAGGAGUUCAAGGACCAGAAUACUUUGUCAGAUGAUGGGCGGUUACUUUGUCGACAUUUCCUUUGGGGGAGGUGCAUCAAGGGUGACGACUGCCAACUGGAACAUGUUCAGGGUUACAACGAUCUCGUCAAAGAAGUGUGCAAAUUCUACAUCCAGGGAUUCUGUUCAAAAGGGGCGAGCUGCCCAUUUAUGCACAAGUCCUUCCCCUGCAAGUUCUACCAUAGAAAGGGACAUUGUUCUCAAGGAGCAGAUUGCAGGUUUUCCCAUGAGUCACUUAAUGACGUCACUAACAAACUGUUGGAUGAGGCAUUAAAACGGGAAAUUGACCUCUCUGAACUUGCAAAAAAAGCUGAACAGGACUCGUCAGGACAGCCAACAAACACAGACGAGUCAGAAAUUAUAGAAGCAAAUAGAACCCCUGAUGUAUUCAAACAACCACUCAGGCCUAACUUUUACAAAAGCGCAGACACAAAUGCUGAGAGUGAAGCCCUGUCACAUCAGACUGAACAAAUGGCUGGCAACAUGGAGGAAGCUGUCCCGCCACAUGCAUCAGAUGCUGCCCAACCCCACAGCUCACUGUCAACUAACCUUAAUGAUGAGGAGCCAGUUUGUUAUUCUGUUGAAGCUGUGCUUGGACCUCAACUAUCCAAACCUUUCACUAAUUUCUUUACAACUCCAAAAAGUCAAGAAUUGGCCCCUCUCUCUUCUUCUGAUUGCUCGUCAGAUUCUGUAAACCAAAGCCAAGUUCCCUACUCUGUCGAUGCCGUCCUCAGGUCUUGUAAAUUAGUGGAAAAUCCUACCUUUGGCCACACACCUACCGCUCCUAGUGCACAAACGAUCUCCGAUACCCCAAAAACUUACUUUGAAGAGAUCACUUAUCCUCUGCAAAGCUCAGAAACCCAAAAUAAGAGGGUCUUGUUUUCCAGAAAUACCAGAAAUGAAGCACACAAAUCCAAGGAAAACAUUUUCAAAAGCUUGUCAUCCUUCCAAGUGCACACCGACAGGAUUUCAAAGACCUACCCUAACUGUAACCUGGCCUCUGGGGAUGACGAGAAGCAAGGUGGAAAUAUGCCAGAAUCCCUGAGACCUGCUGAAAGUGGUUCCCAUGAAAUCAAGUUGUUGUCUACGGAUAUUACAUGCUCUAUAGACAGUAAAAAUGAAGGUGUUCCCUCUUUUAAACCCACACAGCACAAAUUGAUUUUUCCAAAGCCCCCUAGUCAGACAUCUACUUCCAGACAUCCCAUACAAUUGAAGCCACACCUCUCUGUUCUGACAUCUAUCUCCCAACCCUCGUUUAAGCCUUUUUGUCCCUCUCCAGGUUUCAGGGAGUUUAAAAGUAAAGCAUCAAGUCCUUCUGAACCUGGAACCAGCUCCUUUAAGUCACGUUAUCCUGGAAACUCUCAUAUUGCAGCAAAACAACCCACUGACACCCAGCUGUGCUCCAAAGAAAUGCAAUUUGGACUCAAACUUGGCACAAAACAAAACUAUUCAACUGAAACCACAGCAAAAUGCAGCAGUAAAAUGGAACAUUGUGGUGACUUGGCGGUUGGAUGUAAAAAGACCCUGAAAAGUCCCUGUCCUAGCAUUUCCUCAAACCCCAUUGCCGACACUCUGCCUAUAAACCACACAGUAACAAGUUCCUCUUGUCCUCAAGGCUCAAUUUCUUUCUGUCCUGUUCCGCAGUCUGCAGAUUGCAGAAGUAAUCACCUUAAAACUGCACUUGAACCUGAUAAAGCCUCUGCCAGGUCCUUCCUCAGCCUUUUUGUUGCCCCUCUCAGUGCUGAUCCUCUCCCGUGUACGCUGUCCCAGCCAGAUUAUUCAAGGACUCCAUCCUGUUCUCAACAAUCAAUGCAGUCAGUUGACAAUAUAUCUCAUACAGCAGACUCCAAACAAAGAGCUUCUAAUGUAGAGACAUCUCAGCCACAUCAGGUCAGAACCGAUGUCAAAGAAAUCCUUCAUACGCCAAGGUUCCCUAAUUUCUCUCCUAAUCCUGGAAUAGGAAAAGACAGUUCACUUGAGCCCAUAAAUCCACCUGCAAAGCUGCCGGUGAACCCCGUCUCUAGCCUUGUGUCUGAGACUCUCAGCGAGAUGUCUGCUAGUCCAACUCCUCGUGGUAACAGUCCAUCUACAACCCAUGCUCAUCAGCAGCUGCCCGACAUCUCAUCCAACAAAGGAUCUGCAGUAGCAGCCACUGCAAAUUCCCAUCUUCAGACUCUCUUUGCGUGCCUGAGACCAUACCAACAAGACAGACAGCAACAGGACACUGUUCAGAUCAGUGUCCCCGCAGAAAGUGAAAAUAAGGAUGAAAGCAGUACAGAGUGUGUCUUUGUGAAGCAACAACAGAAGAGGAAAAAUAGGAGUAGACAAAAGCUUGAGCAUGAGACUCAAAAUUCCCACAAACCAACCACCGAGAAAACGGUUGCACGCUCAACAGAGCACCUGCCCUCUCUUCAGACUCCUCAAAUCUUAUUGGAGGGAAGAGAAGGGUCGACCCUCGGCAGGCCGGAAAUGAGAAACUCUGGCAGGCACAACUUGCCAUUUAAACCAGUGGCGCUGCUGAAGCACCGUCACACCCGACCAGGACUAAAGCACACGUCAGAGGAAGGAAAGGUGGUUGAUGGGAACGCAGCAGCCACACCACUCAAAGACCUUUUUAAGACUUUAGACACUGUUUCCCACUGACAUUAACAUUGGAAUUACUUUUGUGUGUGAAGAGGUUGUACAAACUUGUUUUAUAUUUAAAACAUGCAGGCUACUCCGUAUUUGACAUUUUUGUGCGAUUUUUACAACUUCAUUUUUGUGCACCUUCAACCUUUUUUGAAAACAUGAAAUUAUUUGACAUGUAUAUAGCAAAGUCUUUGUUUUUUUGUAUACUGAAAAGGUCCCAAAACACUCAUUUGUGUAUCCUAUAUAGGAAGAGUAAAUAGUACUGUUUAUUAUUAUUUUAAGUAAAUAAACUGUAAAACAUU